Molecule: messenger RNA, 771 nt
Organism: Sordaria macrospora k-hell
Lineage: Eukaryota; Fungi; Ascomycota; Sordariomycetes; Sordariales; Sordariaceae
Source: RefSeq, a predicted model, not a curated record
AUGGGCGUCCAGAGCCGCGCCAUUGUUGAGAAGAAACUCAGUGAGGGCAGCUUGCCCCCAAAUACCGCGGAGAAUAGUGCGCUCAAUAACCCCGGCUAUGGGAACCGAGGACGCAACUAUCUCCUUAGAGGAGUCUUGGUUCUCUGCUCCGAGGGCAUGAUCCAGGAACACGCCACUGGAAAUGUCGUGUGGGGGGUCUCUAGGGCUGGCGCAUUUUGUGCCAUCUUGAAGACCAAGAAACGCUCUAACAAGUGGUUCAUGUCCAACUUUGGCGGCUUCAUGGAGCGCGGACAGUCCUUCAGCGGCUUUGUGGGACGCGGGCAGUCCUCCAACGACUAUAUCGAAAGCGAGAAGAUUGAUAGGGCCACCAACCAUCCGAUUAGGAUUAGCUCCAUGUUUCCACAAAGACAUUGCCGUCGUUAUAUGCCCAUUCGCUACUGCAGCACAGAGAGGGGUAACUUCCUUGAAGUUGCCCUUGGCAUCUGCUAUCUCAGCUCCUCGAUCAAGCAAGCCCUCAAGUAUUGCGACGUCAACCUCAGUUGUGUCGUAUAUUCCAUGGCAAAAUGCUCCAAGUACUGGCAAUCCACCGAGCACGCGAACUUGCGCUCCUUUACGGAGGAGAAUCCUGACCAUAUUCAUAUUUCCGCCUUCCACCGCCAUAUUGCGUAUGAGGUCGCCUCUAUUCAGGUCUCCGGCUCCAACCUUUACAGCGAGCGCAUGCCUGAGCUCAUCAACUAUGAGGGGUCGUUGCGCGUACGUGAGCCAAAAUAG